CCUAUAUAUAUAUUCUUCACAACUCGUUCUUAACCGGUUUUUCCACGCAAUUCUCCCCAUUACUCGCUCGCUUUCCCCUAACUUCUUUUUCUCUCGCGAGAAACAAACACCGUUCACGAAUGGCGUCGUUUGAUCAGGCACCUCCCGGCGAUGCCAAGUCCGGGGAUAAAAUCUUUAGGACCAAAUGUGCUCAGUGCCACACCGUUGAAAAAGGUGCAGGCCAUAAGCAAGGACCCAAUCUGAAUGGUUUGUUUGGAAGGCAAUCAGGCACUACUCCCGGAUACUCCUAUUCUGCUGCUAACAAGAACAUGGCUGUGAUUUGGGAGGAAAAGACUUUGUACGAUUACUUGCUUAACCCCAAAAAGGUACUAUAUUCCCGGGACAAAGAUGGUAUUUCCUGGUCUUAAGAAGCCCCAGGAACGUGCUGAUCUUAUUGCAUAUCUGAAAGGAUCCACUGCAUAGUGAUUAUAUUUUCAUACAUUCAAUUUGGCAGUGUGCGUUUGAAGUUCCAGAGAUUUAAUUAUAAGACAUUUAGUUCUGCCGUGCAGUUAGUACUGUAUUUUUGGCAAAUAAAGUAGACUACAUUUGUUUGCAAUGCUAUUUUGUUCAUUUCGCAUUGCUUCUCAAGAGGCUGCCGUAUAUUGGCUGGUGUAACGCUCAAUCAAAUUAUCUGUUGAAAGUUGAAACAUUCUUAUCAGUAUUUGAUUAAUUGAGAGCACAAUUUGGUACU
Messenger RNA from Gastrolobium bilobum, 730 nucleotides. RefSeq names its product cytochrome c. Gene Ontology annotation, cellular component: mitochondrial intermembrane space. Bases 120 to 407 code for a protein of 95 amino acids. The record is from RefSeq and is a predicted model, not a curated record. The transcript has 3 exons. Gene Ontology annotation, molecular function: heme binding; electron transfer activity. Lineage: Eukaryota; Viridiplantae; Streptophyta; Magnoliopsida; Fabales; Fabaceae. Gene Ontology annotation, biological process: mitochondrial electron transport, cytochrome c to oxygen; mitochondrial electron transport, ubiquinol to cytochrome c.